Molecule: messenger RNA, 849 nt
Organism: Trichoderma atroviride IMI 206040
Lineage: Eukaryota; Fungi; Ascomycota; Sordariomycetes; Hypocreales; Hypocreaceae
Cellular component (GO): cell cortex
Molecular function (GO): actin monomer binding
Source: RefSeq, a predicted model, not a curated record
CUAUUACGAGUGUCUUUCUGGCUGGCAUUUACGUUGACGGAAACGAGGGGCACAAAAGCUCUAAUCCACAGCCGCCCAAAUAAACAACCCACUCCGCCAUUUUCCUUUUGACUCUUCCCGUCGCGGAAACUUUUGCCUCUCCAUCUCUUUCUCUUCUUCAUUUCUCUUUUCUUUACCUCAGACUUUUCUCGUCCGUCUCUACACACCCACAUACCGCCCAUCAUGUCCUGGCAAGCUUUCGUCGACACUAGCUUGGUCGCCACCGGCCACAUCACCAAGGGCGCCAUCAUCAGCUCCGCCGGUGACAGCGCCUGGGCUUCUUCCCCUGACCUGACCAUUGCUCCCGCCGAGAUGAAGGCCAUUGCCAGCAUCGUUUCCAAGGACCAGGCUGCCAUCGACAAGGCCUACGCCGAGGGUCUUUACAUUGCCGGCGUGCGCUACGUCCUGACCAGAGUCGACGACGACAUCUACGCCCGAGCUGGCCGUGAGGGUGUUGCCAUUACUGCCGCCAAGUCCUGCAUCGUCGUCGGCCUCCACAGCGAGACCCAGGUCGCUGGAAACGCCACCUCUGUCGUCGCCGCCCUCGCAGACCACCUCAAGAAGACCGGUUACUAAAUUUAGACCAGCGAUGGGAGUGGGCGCGCGAUAAGGAACGGCGUGGGAAUCAAAAAGUUUCGAGCACUCGUGCCGGGGGGAGGACAGCGUUGGAUGAUAUAGGAGGAAUGGAGGAGUUUCCAUGGGAAUCUUUGCAAAUUAACUAGCAUGUGCUCUGAGAGGAUAGAGACAUUUCCUCAGCAGAGAAGAAAAAAACAAUAUUUUCAAGUCUCAUUUUCAAACUGUUGCGUUCUC